This is a messenger RNA of Clunio marinus, 2062 nucleotides long. The record is from the annotation of a GenBank genome assembly. NCBI's taxonomy places the organism in Eukaryota, Metazoa, Arthropoda, Insecta, Diptera, Chironomidae.
UGAAAGAGCUUCUAAUUUUUGUUAGGUUUGUUUACAUCACUCCCAACUUGUGUUCAACAAAUAAAAUAAUAAUUUAAGCAUAAAAAGGUCAUUAAUAUAAUAAGGACAUUAUUUCCAAAUAUCCCCGGAUUCAUUAUCAGUAGAAAAAGGAUUCAAAAUUUAGAAAAUUCUUAAAAGUAAGUCGAAAAUUAAAGAAACAAAAAAAUUAUCUAAAGUCACGAGGAUGGAAGAGGAAAAUGAGAAUCAACAGAAAAUGGAAGAAUGGGUGUCAGACCGAAAGCCACACAAAAUUCCAGUUCCAACACAAUAUCGGCAAGCUGCAAAAAUAUUAAAACAAAUUGUUGAAGAAGGAAAAUCCUUCAAAGAAUUAGUUUACAACAAUAAACACAUUAAAACUGGAAGCACAGUAGCUUUAUUAACAAAGAUUCAAGCGAAUGAAAUUCAACUUGAACAAAUCAUGGCGAAGACAGAUAUUUUGCAAAAUAUUCCAAACAUUUUCCUCGCUAAGAUUCUCGUUGCUGAAUUGAUUUUCGGUCGUGGACAAUUAAAUGGACACUCGAAACCAGUUGAAUGUGUUUUAUCAAAUCAUGAUAAAUUAAAGGAAGCUUUGGCUGAAUUAGGCGAGAAUCCUAAUCAGCAAUCCAAACUUCAACAAUAUAAAGAAAUGGGUAAAAGAAAUAAGAAAUCUAAACUUAAUGUUGUGGCUGAUGCUAAUGAUGAGGAAAGUAGUCAAAGUGAUAACACAACAAAUAAUCAAGAAGACAAUGACGCUCUGAUUCCUUACCACACAAAACAAGCUUCGUUCGCAUUGCUUUUCUUACUCUUCUUCAGUGUUUUAAUGUUCACUUUGCCAUUCCUCGCAUUUUACGGAACUCAAAUGUUGCUCCGCGAUUAUUUUCAUAUCGAUGGCUUUCAAAAUACUUGCUGUGACAUUUUCUUAACAAAAAAAAAUUUCUCGUUUAUUUUUCUUUCAGUUCCACGGUACAUUCGACUUAACACGAUCUUGAUAAAGAAAACAGAAGCAAAAGAGUAUCUUGAAAGAGAAGGUUGGCGUUUGAUUGAAAGUUCGUUUGAAACUUACGAUGACUUUUUAGAAGCUGUAAAAAAUCUCGAUGACGAAAAUUAUUUGAAAGAUUUCCACAUCAAGAAUCUUUUCGUGUUUCCAUCAAGUUCGAGAAAAUAUUGGGCAACAAAUCCACUCGUUCAAGAAGGAAAGUUUCUGCUUCAAGAUAAAGCAAGUUGUCUGCCAGCAGUUCUUCUUGAUCCACCACAUAAAUCAACUGUAAUCGAUAUGUGUGCAGCUCCAGGCACUAAGACGACUCAUCUCGCUUCAAUAAUGAAGAACAAAGGAAAGAUUUAUGCAAUAGAAAUGAAUGUGAAACGUUAUCAGACAUUGUUGGAAAUGGUUGAAGGCACAGGCGCAACAAUAAUUCAACCAAUCAAUAAAGACGUCUUGGAAGUUAAGGACGAAGAUGUUCCUAAAGCUGAAUACAUUUUACUUGAUCCUUCUUGUUCAGGUUCAGGAAUGCUGAAUAGAUUUGAAAGUGAAGUGCGCAAUAAAGAUGCUGGUCGACUUUUCAAACUUGCUGGUCUUCAACACAAACUUUUAAUUCAUGCCAUGACAUCAUUUCCUAAUGUUGUUCGAAUUGUUUACUCAACAUGUUCAAUUUAUACGGAAGAGAACGAAGAAGUUGUGCUGAGUGUUUUAAGGAAAGUUUCAGAUUUUAAAUUAGUUGAUGCUGGAAAUUUGAUUGACAGUAAGUGGAAAAACUUUGGAAGCGAAAAAGUUUAUCCUGGAUUGGGAAGUAAAGUUCUUUAUGCAAGAACAUCCGACGAUCUUUCAAAUGGAUUUUUUGUAAGUGUCUUUGAAAGAUGUCAAGAAGGAGAAGUCAACGAAUUUUACGCUCAAAAGCAAGAAAACAUUAAAAGCCAAAAGAAAAACGAAGGAAAUCCAUUGAAAAGAAAAAAAGACAAUCAAGAAGUUACUGAAGAAAAUUCGGUAUCUGAAGUUGAAGUGAAGAAACCGAAAAAGAAAUGGAAGAAUAAAGGUUACAAUCAAUAA